This is a messenger RNA of Hyaloperonospora brassicae, 621 nucleotides long. NCBI's taxonomy places the organism in Eukaryota, Oomycota, Peronosporomycetes, Peronosporales, Peronosporaceae. The record is from the annotation of a GenBank genome assembly.
AUGACAAAGCACCGACGCGCCGCCUUCGUGACGUCUCGCGCGCUGCGCAUGGGCUCUGUGGGCAGUCUCGUGCCACUGCUGACAGUCGCGAACGCCUUCUCCAUCGCGGACCGUCAAAGCGCUCUGUCUGCGCCACCAGCGGCCUCGAGAACGUCGUCUGCCGACUGCGUGUCGACCACUGCGCUGCUCCUGUUCCGAGGCCUUGGGGCCGGAUUCGCCUGGACGAUCGGCGUGGAUGGCUACGCGCUGGCAAACGUGACGGACGCCGAGUGGAAGCAGCGAGUCGCAGCUCGUCCAGGCUCCAGCCUUGCGCGCGAAGUGGCCAAGUCACUGGCUCGGUCGAGUGUCCGCAACAUGCUGGGCUUUGCAACCUUUUUGGGCAUCUUUAGCGGCAUGAGCUGUGCACUAGAAAAAGGACGAGGCAAGAGCGAUUUGCUCAAUCCGUUCGUGGGUGGCUGUGCAGCAGGCAUGGUCAUUCUGCCUGGGGAGCUGCGCAGUCCGCGUACGCUUCUGACGGCCGCUUUUCUGUGUGGAUCAGCUUCAGUGGCGCUGCAUUACUUUGUCCCGAAUGGAGACAAGCUGAACGAGAGUGUGGCAAUCGAGAGGAGGCGAUGGUCCUGA